This is a messenger RNA of Medicago truncatula (barrel medic), 1445 nucleotides long. RefSeq lists its product as uncharacterized. The record is from RefSeq and is a predicted model, not a curated record. The transcript is spliced from 2 exons. The coding region runs from base 143 to 565 and encodes 140 amino acids. Lineage: Eukaryota; Viridiplantae; Streptophyta; Magnoliopsida; Fabales; Fabaceae.
UUAAAAAUGACAAUCUGUCACAAAAAAACAAUAAUAUAAAAAGUAGGAUAAGUAGUGGAAGGAAUCACGAAACAUCAAAACCAAUCAAAAAAAUAGAAAUAGUAAAAAGUUUUAGAUAUCUCUGACUCUUAGAGAAUCUACAAUGGGCGUGUGUGCAUCAUGUCACAAUGUGAAAACAACAAAGAAAUCAACAACAUCAUCAUCAACAAGAGAUGCUAGUGAAAAUGGUAGGGUUGAUUUUGCUGCAACAUGUUCAUCAGAAUCUUUUAGAAGACCGUCGUCGAUCAUGGUCAUGAACAUUUCCAAUGGUGCUAUCAAGGAAUACAAGAAACCAGUUCUUGCAAGUCUUGUUGUUUCGGAGAAUAGUGAUAACAAUGAUUGUUAUAUCUCAAAUGCAGAAUCAAUGUGCAUAGGGGAGUGUAUGCCACGGGUUCCCGAUGAGGACGAGCUUUUACCGGGUCGAAUCUACUUCAUUGUUCCUCUCUCGCAUUCUAAUUAUCCAUUGUCUCUUCAACUUCUAUGUGAUCUCGUUGUUAAAGUUAAUUCUGCACUUUCCAAUGGGUAAAUCAGAACUCGCCCAAAUUACAGGGGUAAAGACAUAUUAACCCUUUAGUGAAAUAGUGAAAUUUCACAAUCAAGUACAGCUUGGUAAAUCAUUUUUACUAAGCUAUAUAAAUAUGGUCCCAUCCGUGACUUCAACUUUGUCACAUCCUUAAAAUUAUUGUUACUUUUUCAACAUGAAAAUGUUACAUUAUUUUCCUCUCUUUUCCCUAGCAACUCUAUCCCUGCUCGUUGUCUCAGCCAGCACCACCAUCUCUUCCACCAGCAGCCAAAGAGUUCUUAGAAUCUCACAACAAAGCAUGAGCUGAAGUAGGUGUUGAGCCACUUCAAUGGAGUGAGAAUCUAGCAAAAGACACAAGCUUACUAGUCCGUUACCAAAGGAACAAAAUGGCUUGUGGUCUCGCCAACCUAACAGCUAGUAAAUACGGCGGUAACCAGCUUUGGGUGAGUAUUGGGGAGGCCAUAAUGCCGAGCUCAGUAGUGAAGUUGUGGGUGAGGAAGAAAGAGCUUUACAUUCAUGUGAAUGAUACUUGUGUGAAUCAUGAGUUCUGUCAUGCUUAUAGGCAGGUUGUGUGGAAGAAAUCAGUACAACUUGGGUGUUCACAGGCUACUUGUACUGAUAAGAAGGAAGCUGGUUUGACUAUUUGUUUCUAUGAUCCACCUGCACCUCGUAGAGUCAUUGGAGAGAGUCCAUUUUGAUUGGUGUUUAUGUAUGAUGAUAUGAAUAAUAUGAUGUAUUUCAAGUAAUGUUAUGUUAGUUAGGUUCUUGAAUUAGAUUAUGUAAGUGUAAUGUAAACUAUGCUAGAGAGAUCAAUAUGUGCCUAUGUUUGGAUUCUAGUGUGAAAUGUUUGAUGAAUCUUAAAUAAAAUUGCUUUGGUCUCAAA